Molecule: messenger RNA, 1731 nt
Organism: Oppiella nova
Lineage: Eukaryota; Metazoa; Arthropoda; Arachnida; Sarcoptiformes; Oppiidae
Source: the annotation of a GenBank genome assembly
AAUGACGAGAACUUUGUGUCGGCGGCGCUGUUCGGGGCCGUAGAGGACGGCAAUCUCAAUGCCAUUCAGGAGUUAUUUGUGAUGUCAAACAUAGACCCCAAUCUAUGCAAUCGGCACGGGGAGUCACUGUUGCACUACUGUUCCGGAUUAGGGUAUUUGGAUAUUUUGAGAUUUUUACACCAGAAAGGGGCCGAUAUUAAGUUGACCGAUGAUAGGGGUGACUCAAUUAUCCAUUGGGCCGCUCGACAGAACCAAUCGGCGAUUAUUCACUAUUUCUACGAUAGCGUCGCGAAUGUCAACCAAACAAAUAAAAACCAAUCGGCGAUUAUCCACUAUUUCUACGAUAGCGUCGCGAAUGUCAACCAAACAAAUAAAAAUCUGGAGACACCCCUACACGUGGCCGCCCGUUACGGGCACGUGGAGGCCAAUCUGGAGACACCCCUACACGUGGCCGCCCGUUACGGGCACGUGGAGGCCGUCGAGCAGUUGUGCAAAUGCGGGGCUAAUGUGGACGCCGUCGAUGAGCACGGGGAGACAGCUAUGUUAAUCGCCGUUUGGCACGGCUUUCCUAAAAUAGUGCAUAUUUUGGGCGAAGUGGGCGCUCACACAGACAUCAACAAUAAGGAGGGCGAGACGGCUCUUCACGUGGCGUCGGCGAGGGGUCACUCGGAAUGCGUCCGCUGUCUCUUAGAGGCCGGCGCUCGCACUGACGUCAGGAAUAAGAACACUUACACUCCUUUACACUUAUCAUUGAAACGACAACACGUGGCGGUGGCGGCCCUUCUGCUGAGGGCCGGCGCCGACAUCGAAGCGGUCGACGAUCGGGGAGAGAGACCUAUUCAUUACGCCUCGCGAUUCAAUUUGUUGCCUAUUUGUCAGACCCUAUGCUCAUUGGGUUGUGAUGUGAAUGCGCCCAAUAAGAGUGGUUUAUAUCCUUUACAAUUAGCGGCAAAGAACGGUCACAUAGAGGUCGUGCGGUGUCUGUGUCUGGCGGGCAGUCGUGUGGACGUGAAGACAAAGAACGCGAUUAUCCCUCAAAUCUGUGCCAUCGCUCAGAACCACAACGAAAUGGCGGACCUAUUGGCGCGACUGCGGAACGAACAGACCAAAGAGGAAUACAUCACUCAAUUGGCGCCAAACAGUCAACCCAUUCAGCGCUGGAAACUGAAAAUCCUCGGCAACUCCGGCACCGGGAAGACCACACUCAUCGAGUCAUUAAAGUGCGGAUAUUUUAGUGGUUGGUUUCGGCGGUCGUCCAAAUCGUUUUACAACUCUUUGCACAAGAAAUCCGUGGAUUCGUCGCAAACCACGACCACUACUCCAGUGCCGGAAUCGCCGUCCACUACACCGACCACUCCUACCGCGCCGUCAGAUUUUAGUCACAAUUCAGGCGCCAAUCGCGAGAACUGUACGCACGGUAUAGACUGUCAACAGCUGACCAUUUCGGGCGUCGGCGACAUCAGUAUCUGGGAGUUCAGUGGCAUUGAGUGCUACUAUCAGACGUACGACCACUUCGUCGGCGGUAACCACUGUCUGCACGCAAUUGUCUUCCGACUCAGCGAUCCGUUUGACGUACAGAUGCAGAGCAUUAUGUUUUGGCUGUACUUCCUUCAGAGCCGAACCCCUGUGUCGGAACCGCUGACCUAUUGCGGUGGAACAGCCGGAAGAAGACGACACAAACUUUGUGGUCGUCUCCACUUUGGUAAGGAUUACGGGAGUGGGUUGAGGUGA